UUCGUGACUGUGUCAGCAAUGUCAUGCUGUAGUAAAGCACGCUAAAUUAUAACGUAUUAUUGCUUACAAACUGCGGCUGCUACGGCCACUACGGCUUACACCAUAGGUGGCUUACACCGCACUCCGACUGUCAGCAUUACGAUCAUGGCGGCCGAGGGCGAAAAGAAGUUAUCGUUGAAGAAAGACGAAAUUAAACGUCAAGCCCAAGAACAGGGCGUUGUAGACGGCUUUAACCAACUGAGGCAAGAGCAACGUGCCCUAACAGCAAAACUUAUCGAACUGGAAAUGGAACUUAACGAGCACAACUUGGUUGCUGAAGCACUUCAGAAAGUUGAUGGCGACCGACGCUGUUACCGAAUGGUUGGAGGUGUGCUUGUUGAAAGGACGGUCAAGGAUAUUCUUCCUGCUGUGGAGCGAAACAAGGAAAAUUAUUGUUGGCUGUCAUGGGCUCACUUGAUUUCGAAAUCAGUGGAGCUGUUAAAUGAGAAGAUUGUACAGAAAGGCCAAGAGGUGAAUGAGUACCGUGAAAAGCACAACAUCCAAAUUAGGGUCUCUUCCAAUGCAGCCUCCAAGUCCCAGCCUCCCGCAGGGAGCAGUGGUGGGGGUGAGAAGCCAGCAUCACAACCUGCAACAGGAGUGUUAGUCUGACAGAGUCAGCUGUUUGUUUGUUUUUCUUUUACCUUUUUUAGUUGUCAUUUUACUGCAGCUUCAUGCUUCAACUUUUACUACCACAGCUGUUUCACAUGAAUGAAAUGUGGGGUGUAAUUUUAUGGAUGCGCCUUAAGCCUCAAUAAGAUGUUGCGCACCAAGAUAUUUGAGCUUUCCUUUUUUUCCUUGAUGUUCCUUUUUCUGGUAAAUAAAAUAUUUAUAUGUA
Messenger RNA from Dermacentor albipictus, 874 nucleotides. RefSeq names its product prefoldin 2 (gene Pfdn2). Gene Ontology annotation, biological process: protein folding. Gene Ontology annotation, molecular function: protein folding chaperone. The record is from RefSeq and is a predicted model, not a curated record. NCBI's taxonomy places the organism in Eukaryota, Metazoa, Arthropoda, Arachnida, Ixodida, Ixodidae. Gene Ontology annotation, cellular component: prefoldin complex; cytoplasm.